Molecule: messenger RNA, 621 nt
Organism: Strongyloides ratti
Lineage: Eukaryota; Metazoa; Nematoda; Chromadorea; Rhabditida; Strongyloididae
Exons: 1
Coding region: 1-621 (206 amino acids)
Source: RefSeq, a predicted model, not a curated record
AUGAUUAAAUUUUUAACUACAUUUAUUUUAACCACAUUUAUCACUUUGAUUUUUCCAUGUGGAUCAUUUAAUUGUCCUCCGUUUACUAAUAAAGCUAAAAUAACAUAUGAAAUUGAACCAACAUUAUCAUUAACAUACAAUCCUACACAAAAUCGUACAAGUAUGCAACAAACAUCAUCAUCUUCAUUAGCUAGAAAUUUAAAACAGAUAGCUAUUGAUGUUAUUAAUAAUUUGGCAUCUACACAAAGUCCACUUUUAGUUUCAGCAUUUAAACCAACCGUCACAUUAAAUCAAAAAAAAUUUCUUAAUGUAGAAAUAAUUCCACAAACUUGUAAAAGUAACAAUGCCUCUGAAUUAGUAGCUCAAAAAGGAACAUAUUUUGUUCAAAAUAAUUUAGUUAUGCAAAGAAUUGAAGAUACAAAUUGUUUAAAUGGAAUUAUUCAGAAUAGUAAAACAAGCACUGCUUUGACGACUAUUAUUUAUAAAAUCGACUUUUUGAUUCCUACAGGACAAGUGUUAUGUAAUAGUCAUUGGAUAAAAAUAGCUGAUGCUAUAAAAAAUAAAAUAAUUACAGAUACUAAAUCAAAUUUUUUAAAUUCUGGAAUGAUUGAACGAAUUUAG